AAUCAGUCUACCUGUGGAUGUGCUGGACGGACGUACGCUCAAGUGUGGCCCAGGUGUGUUAGGUGAUCUCGACGCCUCGCCCCCCCCUCAGUGCCAGCUCCGGGGUGCCACAGGGAGGGUCGAAGGAGUGGCCCUGUGCCCUGUGUUGGUGGCUGAGGUGCGUGUGUGCGUGUGUGUGUGCGUCCAUCGGCGUGUUACCUGCGAGAAUUUACAGAGCAACACACGGCGAAUCUACUCGUGAUAAGAUGGUGUGAGGGGAGGGGCAGCACACAGCGGCGGGAGACAUGCGUGACGGAGGACUGGCAGCCGCGGGGCCCCUGGAGGCAGCCCACGGCCCCUCCCGCAGGCCCAAAACGCCACUGGGCUCCACCUCGUCGUGCUCGUCCAGCGUGGCGGGCGGCGGGCGGCUGCGGACGGUGCGGCUGGUGCGGCGGCCGGGCGAGACCUAUGGCUUUAGUCUGCGUGGCGGGAGGGAGCACGGCACAGGCUUCUUCAUCAGCCAUGUCGAAACGGACUCCGAGGCGUACAUGCAGGGGCUGAGGGCGGGUGAUCAGGUGGUGCGCGUGAACAACCUGACGGUGGAGCAGGCGGUGCAUCGGGAGGUGACGGCCAUGGUGCAGAGCAAGGGGUCCGUGGUACUGCACAUCAGGAGUACCGGUAUCAUCCCCCUCAAGGAGCACCGCGGCGACCCUCUGACGUGGCUGGUGGUGGACGAUGACGAGGACCUGUCAGACCUCGGCACGUCGGAUUCCUACGGGGGGGCGUCCAUGGAGGCUACGCCCCCGCCACCACCCCACGGCCACCCCCACACCGGGUACGCCAGGAUAUACCUCAACUGCAGCGCCAAAGUCGGCCUAGGGUGCAGCAUUUGCAAGGGGCCGUCGGAGAAGCCUGGGAUCUUCGUGCAGAGUGUGAAGGUGGGCGGCGUGGCCAGGAACGCAGGGCUGCGGCCGGGGGACCAGGUCAUUGCCUGCAACGAUGUCAGCUUUGCCCACCUGGAGUUUGCUGAGGCUGUGUAUGUGCUCAAGUCGUCGCCCCGCCUGGUGCUGGAUGUCCUGCGUGGGGCCGGCCUAGACCUGGUGGCCGGGGAGUCCUCGGGGUACAACUCUUCCGCCUCCUCUGUGGCUGGGGACCAGACACCUCCCUCCUCUUCCUCCUCAGACCCAAGGGACUCAGACCACAGCAUUGCCAGCAGGCUGAGUGCUGUGAGCCGUCACCUGACCCUGGACCGGUGCCGGAAUUGGCAGGAGAUAGAGAGUGAGUGGGCCGAGGCCGAGGCAGCAGACAAGAGGCGGCAGCUGCAGGCCUCCCAGAAGAUCCUCAAAACAAGGGCUCAGCGGGAUGCCAGCCACCGCCUCAGCAACAUCGGCAGCCGGUCACUGAGCAACCUGAGCAUGGCCCUGCGGGAGGAGGAGUACGAGGAGCAGCGCACUGCCUUCAGGGACCCAAACCCUUCCCCCAUCCACAAAGUGUCAUUCUUCCCACCGUCACAUGGCUCACUCAAGGCCUCACUCAGGAGCUCGCGAUCAACAGAUGACCUCUCGGAAGAUACAAGUCACAAGAUUGCCCUCCUGACCUCAGCUGACCCUCAUGUCAACAAUAUUGUGGUGACGGGUGGGCCCAAGGAUGAGCGUGAUGCUGUGUUCCGCCUUGAGCAGCUGUCCAGUUCCCAGUCCAGUUCCCCAUCCUCAGCGAGCAGGAGCUCCACCCUGAGCAGCAGCACGGUGACGGUGCGGUCAUCCUCAGGCAGCCGUAGCUCUUCUUCAUCAGGCAAGGCUACACCGUCACCGGCACCUGAGUCAUUGGUAGAACAGCAGCUGCAGGAGCUACGGAGGGAGCAACAGCGGCUGCAGGAGGAGGCCAACAGGCUGGCAGAGGACCGUCGCAGGUUUGAGGAGGAGAAGCGGCGAGGACUAGAAAGAACCCAGAGCGCCCCGCUGUCUCCCCUGGUGAUCAACUGCUUGGGUCAGUCCCUCCCCCCAAGCCACCAGCCUCCCCCCAGCCCCACCUCCUCCAUUGCUAGUGGCCGCCACACAACCCGGGUCCUCAUCAAGUCCCCACCCCCUCCCCCUCCACCUCGCAGAAACACCACCACUCUCUCCAACCACAACAGCCCCUUCCAGCCCCACCGGGUUUCCCCCCCAGCCUCCCCAGCUCACAGCAGCAGCAGCAGUGGGGUCAGCUCCUCCUGUGGCUCAGGCGCUCCGCCCCGGCGCUGCAAGAGCAUUGGAUCCAUCUCUGCCAGCAGUGGCGAGAGCACUGUGUGGGAGGACAGCCCAGUCCCUCCCCAGGCCCCUCCCCUGCCUGCCGGUCCAAUGUAUCGCUCCACUGGGCCUCCCCCCACCCCGCCAAAGCCCCCAGCACCUAACGCACCUUCCAGUAGCACAAAUGGCCCCCCACCCCCACCGCCACCCCCUCCUCCCCCACCCGCCUCCUCACUCCAAUUUGACUUAGCUGCUGCCCUAAAUAGAGAGUUGGAGCGUCGCCCGGCACAGGACGUGAAGCAGAUUGAAGCAAAACUCAGUCAGAACAAGAAAGACAAGCCCAAGGGCGUUCCAUCAAACCCCAAGGCAGCCCAGCAUGCCAUGUUAUUGGAAGAAAUCAAGGUAAAGCAGAAGAAAAUGCUGUCAAAGCAAACCAUUGAUGAUGCCACACAAGAUGAGGAGAAGUCGGAGAAGAAAGAGCCGGAGAAACCCAGCAAGCCACAGCCCAGUAAUCCCCCGAGAGCCCCGUCACCGCCUCCAGGUCCAAGUGUUGAAUUCUCCUCCAAGAUCAUCAGCAAGAGCAAGGUGCUGAGCCAGACCCAGAAGGAGACCAGCCACGUCAAGGCAGCCACCUCAGCUCUGACCAACGGCAUCACCAUCACCCCCACCAACAUCAGACUUACCAACCCUACCACCAAGCCUUCCACCACCACCACCACCACCAGCAAACCUUACACCAACACCACCACCAUCAAGCCUAACACCACCGCCGCCAACACCAUCAGUGCGGCAGGGAUCACCAAGUCUAGGGUCAGCAUUGGUGGCUUCCCCUCAAAGCUACCAGUUAGCAAGACCCUCUCAGGACCACCUAACAAAGAAAUGUCAACUGCGGCCAGGGCAGCAAUAUUUGAAACACAGCAAUGGAGUGAGCGGUCGAGAGGCAGCGGCAGCGUCAACAAGCGUCCCUCACCAGAUGUCCCCAGCAAGCCUCGGCCCCACUCCGCCACCACCACCGCCGCCAUCAUGAAGGAGUUUAGGCCUGAGGAAAAGCCAUCACAAGCAAACCUCAAACCUCCAAGUGCAUAUUUUGAUUCACAGAAAAAGCCCUCUGCUGGGAAACCUCUCGUGUCUAUCAGUGCCUACCCCUCACCCAGCCACAGACCCACACCCGUCAAGAUGGACUUCCUGCCCUCAGCUAAGAUUGAGGUGAAUGGGGUUAAUGUUGGGGACAGCCAUGCCACAAAAGAUGUCCUGCAGAAUGAGCUCAAAUCAACGCUCACUCGCUCCAACCUACGGCAACGCAGCACAGUAGGGAAUGUGUUUGAGGGGCCCAUACCUCCUGCUGCCUCGAGUGCCUCCACCAGCACCACCACCAAGCCCUCCUUCACCACCACCACCAUUGUCAACACUGCCACCCCCCCUAAGGCCUCCUUGUCCAGCAAGUACGGCAGUAUAGGCAAUGGCACAAAAGGUGAGAGCAUCAAAGAGAAUGAGGCUCCAGAGUGUCCUCCCGCAGGCAUCCUCAAGCCCACCUCAGGCCCUCCCUCCAUCAGGCCCCUCCAGAAGACCAUAUCAUUUGGUGACGUAACAACAGUAGGAGAGAGUGAGCCGCGGGCGUAACGGCAGGGAGCACAGGAAGGCUGCCGCUUCUUCAAGUCAUGUUGUGCUAGGCUCAGGCCGUGUAUCAUAUCUGUAAACCUAUACUACUGUCUGUAUCAUAAUGUAUUUCAGUAUACUACUCUUUGUAUCUAAUCUGGUCACUUGUAAUUAAAGAAUAUAUUAUAUAUAUAUUUUUAAAUACUAUUGUACGUCUAUAUAAGGCUUGUAAUGUCUGUCAGAGUUUUCAAACAUUUUGAAAACUUUUUUUUUUUUUUUUUAAUGCAAUUCUUUUCUAGAACACUUUCUAGUUUUGUACACAUGAAGUGUUUCUGUACAUAGCUAUAUACAUACAUAGAAAAAGAUAUUUGUGGUUGUACCUGUGAAAUGUGUAUAUAUAUUUUGAAUAUUUACUAGUGGUUUCAUAGAGUGUUAUUCAAAAGAGUGAAUGUAGUGGUUCACCAAGCUACCCAAAAUAACCAUACCUUACAUACACUAAACACUAACAUCAAUUAAUAAACAAUUUAUGCAGUGUG
Molecule: messenger RNA, 4336 nt
Organism: Eriocheir sinensis (Chinese mitten crab)
Lineage: Eukaryota; Metazoa; Arthropoda; Malacostraca; Decapoda; Varunidae
Product: serine/arginine repetitive matrix protein 2-like
Exons: 16
Coding region: 285-3824 (1179 amino acids)
Biological process (GO): rhabdomere development
Cellular component (GO): stereocilia ankle link complex; stereocilium tip; plasma membrane
Molecular function (GO): protein binding
Source: RefSeq, a predicted model, not a curated record